UCGUACACGCAAAUCAGCAAGCAGUGGUGACGCUCAAGCAGGUAACGACUUCACCCCGAAGUCAGCAUGGCCGGCUUCCGGCGUGGCAUUACAUGUACCUGGUGUCUGCGUGUCGUCCUCAGGUCCAUCCACCGCUGUCUCCGUAGCCGGCCCGUCGGCGACCUCAGCUCCAGCGCACCUGCUCCACGUCAACCCCAAGGAGCCGUGAGGUGAGACCGGCCGUCUAGAAUAUAAGCCGGUGUCCUCCGGUGAUCCCGAGAUCGAGCUGCCCAAGACCAAGACGACAUCACCCUGCACCAGGAAGCUCAGCCAUCACACCGCCAGCACCGCGAAUGGCGUCCAACAACACCGCCGGCGAGGGCUCUGCCGACGAGGUCCUCCACGAAUUCGGCAUCGUCCGGGUCUACAAGAGCGGCCGCGUCGAGCGGCCCCUCGUGGCCCAGCCCGUCGCGUCGGGCCUCGACGCCGCCACGGGCGUCGAGUCCAGGGACGUCCAGCUCGGCAAUUACUCCGUCCGCCUCUACCUGCCCCCGGCCGCGGCGGCCGCCGCCCCCCGCGCCAAGCUACCGAUCAUCGUGUACGUCCACGGCGGCGGCUUCGUGGCCGAGUCGGCCGCGUCCCCAGGCUGCCACCGUUUCCUUAACAGGCUCACGGCCGCCUGCCCGGCUCUCGGCGUCUCCGUCGAGUACCGCCUCGCGCCAGAGCACCCGCUCCCGGCGGCCUACGACGACUCCCUCGCCGCGCUCAAGUGGACGCUCUCCGCGGCCGACCCGUGGGUCGCCGCGCGCGGCGACCUCGGCCGCGUCUUCUUGGCCGGGGACAGCGCCGGCGCCAACAUCUGCCACUACCUGGCCGUCCACCCCGACGUCAUCGGCGCCUACCAGGCACGUCAGGGUCAGGGUCAGGGCGAGGGCGGCGGCGCGCGGGCGCGGCGGAGGCUGAAAGGCGCCGUGCUGAUCCACCCCUGGUUCUGGGGCUCGGAGGCCGUGGGCGGGGAGCCGCGCCACCCCGCGGCGCGCGCCAUGGGGGCGCGGCUCUGGCUGUUCGCGUGCCCCGGCGCGGACGGCAUGGACGACCCGCGGAUGAACCCGAUGGCGCCCGGCGCACCGGGGCUGGACACGAUGGCGUGCGAGCGGGUCAUGGUGUGCGCCGCGGAGCACGACUUCCUGAGGUGGCGCAGCCGGGCGUACGCGGAGGCGGUGGCGGCGGCGAGGGGCGUGGAAGGGGAGGGAUCGGUGGAGCUGCUGGAGACGGAGGGCGAGGGGCACGUGUUCUAUGUGUUCAAGCCCGAUGGCGCCAAGGCCAAGGACAUGCUCGACAGGAUCGUUUCCUUCGUCAAUGCUCCGUGAUGCGCUAUUUGUUUCUUGCGUUCGGUUCGUAGGUGUUGUCGUUGUGCUUCUGCGCCUCUAUGACGUGUAGUAGAAAAGAGGGUAAAUUGGUGACAUGCUCAAGUUUUUCUCAUUGGAUAUGUACUCCUGCUUUUCUUUCAUAAGUCGCAAAUGAAGGAAUACCACUGUCAACUUCCAC
This is a messenger RNA of Setaria italica (foxtail millet), 1527 nucleotides long. RefSeq names its product probable carboxylesterase 2. Gene Ontology annotation, molecular function: hydrolase activity. The coding region runs from base 333 to 1349 and encodes 338 amino acids. The transcript has a single exon. The record is from RefSeq and is a predicted model, not a curated record. Lineage: Eukaryota; Viridiplantae; Streptophyta; Magnoliopsida; Poales; Poaceae.